AUGGCGUGUCCUAUGAGAUCAGCGAUCGACGAAAUAAAUGGCCAAGAAGGCGCACACCUUGGCAACGAGGCCGGCAUGCUUUACGGGGAAUAUUUGAUGCUGGAUAAACUGCUGUCUGCGCAGAGGAUGCUCAGCGCUGAAUCUUCUAAACCUGUACACGAUGAGCAUCUCUUCAUCAUCACACACCAAGCCUACGAACUCUGGUUCAAGCAGAUAAUAUUUGAAGUGGAUUCUGUGAGGGCAUUACUUAACGUGGAAGGCUUGGACGAAAGCCACACCAUGGAGAUAUUGAAGAGACUCAACAGGAUUGUGCUCAUCUUGAAACUGCUGGUGGAUCAAGUGAUGAUUUUGGAGACGAUGACACCGCUCGACUUUAUGGAUUUCAGGCACUAUCUCCGUCCAGCAUCAGGCUUCCAGAGCUUGCAGUUCAGACUACUAGAAAAUAAGCUUGGUUUGAAACAAGCCCUGCGCGUGAAGUACAAUCAAAAUUAUCAAACCGUGUUUGGCGACGACCCUGAAGCUAUGGACUCCUUACAAAAAUCUGAACAAGAACCUGCACUGCUAGCGCUGAUCGAGCGUUGGCUGGAGCGUACUCCCGGACUGAACACGCACGGGUUCAACUUCUGGGGGAAAUUCCAGGCAACAGUCAAUAAAAUGCUGAAGGAAGAUAUAGAGACUGCUAAUCUCGAGUCCAUAGACGCCGUUCGCCGCCAUCGGCUUCAAGACGUGGAGAAUAGAAGGGAGAUUUAUCGUUCGAUAUUUGAUCCGACUGUGCAUGACGCGCUCAGGUCCAGAGGAGAAAGGAGGCUGUCACAUAGAGCACUCCAAGGUGCAAUAAUGAUCACGUUUUAUCGCGACGAGCCUCGGUUCUCGCAGCCGCAUCAGCUCCUCACCCUGCUGAUGGACAUCGACAGCCUCAUCACGAAAUGGCGUUACAACCACGUUAUAAUGGUGCAAAGGAUGAUCGGGUCGCAACAGCUCGGGACCGGGGGCUCGUCUGGCUAUCAAUAUCUACGGUCAACAUUAAGCGAUCGUUACAAAGUCUUUCUUGAUCUGUUCAAUUUGUCCACGUUCCUGUUGCCUCGCGCCCUGAUACCGCCACUGGACGAAGACAUGAAACGCAGCCUCAAUCUCACCUGGGGAGACAACGUCAGGGAAAACGGAGACGAGACGACCCCGCAAAACGGCCUUGAAGCUUCUUUAUAACGAAAAAUUAUAAUGUGUCCUGACAAUAUUUUUAAGACAUAUUUUAUUACAUUUUUAAUUCAAAC
Messenger RNA from Bombyx mandarina (wild silkworm), 1271 nucleotides. It is a transcript of the gene vermilion, whose product is annotated as Tryptophan 2,3-dioxygenase vermilion. NCBI's taxonomy places the organism in Eukaryota, Metazoa, Arthropoda, Insecta, Lepidoptera, Bombycidae. The record is from RefSeq and is a predicted model, not a curated record. Gene Ontology annotation, molecular function: heme binding; metal ion binding; L-tryptophan 2,3-dioxygenase activity.